ACAACAGGUGCGCCGCGCGCCGCGUCCAGACGCGCCGAGCCGUCUUCCCCACGUGCUACAGCGCGUGCGUGCUGCGUGCGUGCUGCGUGUGUUUCGUGCGCGCGGGAGUGCUGUGUUCCGCCGGAGCGCGGUGUUCGCCGGGCUGUGUGAGCGCGAGCGGUGUGAGACGGUGAUGCGCCUCUGAGCUCGUCUCUGAGCUGCGCGAUGCUGGUGCGCCGGUCGGCGGUGGCGGCGGCGCUACUGACCUGGGCCGGGGUCGCCGCGCAGGCCCAGGACGGCGCGGCCGAGUGCGGCUCCGGCGCCACGGCCGCCGCCGUCGUGUUCGCCGUGCUGUUUCUGCUCGCAGUCGGCGCUCUGGGAUUCGUGCUCUACAAAUACGUCUGGAAACGGCGGCACUAUCCCGCGCUGGAGAAGGUGGUAAUAGGAGAGAGUGGACACGAUUCCAAGUUCGCCUUCGAUAACCCAUACUUCGAGGGCGAUGACGACAUCGGCAACAAAAGUACUCUGCCUUCUACAGAUGUCCUCGUGGCUAGUGAAAAGACGAGUACUGCGCGCAGCGCCGACUCCAAGACGGGAAAGAAAACCUCGCCCUGGUCGCCGUUCGCGGUGUUCUCGCCAAAUCCACCCGUCGAGCGACGACGAGCACUCGAUGACUCAUUCCUGACGGAGCCGGAGAGAGUCAGCGUGCCACUGCGGGGCCACGACUUCACCGGCCUCGGCUUCAACAUCUGCGGCAACAUGCGCGACGGCAUCUUCGUCAAGGACGUGCUGCAUCGCGGCCCGGCCUCCGAGUCGGGCCAGGUCAGAGCAGGUGACCGUAUCACGGGCAUCACGGUCUCGCUGGCGCACGUGGUGCUGGAGGACGCACUGACCAUCCUCAGCUACGCCUCACCGUACGACGUGCAGAUCCACCUGGAGAAGGACAGACGGCCGACGCCGGUGGCCAAACAGGCCGUCAGCUCUCAGCCGAGCACGAGCAGUGAGCGGCUCUGUCACCCCUUCUACCGCAGCCAGAGCAUCGACGACCUCACCAAGAUUGGCCAGACCAAGCUGAAAUCUGCCAAGAAGUCGGCUCGCACUUCUCUCAGCCACGCUCCAGCCGAGGCAGCCACCAGGCAGGACGGCAGCCUCACGCCAAAGGCUUCCUCCUUCAACGAGAAGCUGCUGUCCAAGACGACCCCGCCUUCAGCUCGUACCGAGACCGAGCGGCUGGCGCAGCGAGAGGCCGCUCUGUCGGCGACCUCGCCAGAGCCUAGUGAGGGCGGCUACCGCGAGAUGGCAGUCGAUGUGCCCGACUACGUGCUCGAGAUGGACGCCAAGAAAAAGGCGGCGGCUGAAGCGGCGCGGAUGGGUCGUCUCGGCGCCAAGGCGCUCCCGGACGGCUCCUCCGGUGACCCCGAGCGCGGCAGCCCGGCGGCAGAGCGCGACACGGCCCGCUCCGGCGCCACCUCUAGUCUGGUGGUACAAAGUGAAGUUACGACAUCGACCGGUAGGCGGCGCGACGGCUCCGGUUCUAGCGACGAUUCACCACCGGUCGAGGGCAAGGCUGAGAGGUCCAAGUUCAAGAUGGGCAUCUCUGGCUUUGGUUUCAAGAAGCAGAAGAGCAGGAGCGACGCAGAAGGAGAGAGCGACGCAGGAGAGGCAUCAGGAGGGAAGGCGGAAUCUGAAGAGCGCCCCAAGAAGGGAACCAUGCCUGCCAUCAACAUGAAACUGCCGAAACUCGGAGGCAGCAAGCCUGUUUUUGAGAAUGACAAGUAUGUGAAGAAGGACGAAGAAGACGUGGAGACUCCCCAGCCUAUGGUAGUGGAGGUGGAGAAGAUAAAGUCUGCCAUGAACAGUCAGGUCCGAAAGCCGAGCGCUUCCUCCAGUGCGUCUGGUUCGGACGUCGAUGCCAUCGAAGUUGAUCCAGGUAUCCACGGAGAUAACGUGGACAAGAAAGGCUCUAAAUCGAAAUCAUGGGGACUGAAGAACAUCAAGAAAGGUCUCGGCUUAGGAAAGAAGCCAGAAAGCGAGGAGAGGGACCGUCGGACGACCUCAGACAGUGACGAAAAGGAGAGGAAGACCAGCUCCAGCUCCAGCUCUGGAGAGGAGACCAAAGAGCCGGCGCAGGGCGACCUCCCUGCCGAGAUGCGACUGGCCGCCGGCGUGGCGCAGGAGCGCAGAAACCGCCGUAACCGGCAGAAGUCGGCCAGCUCCUCCAGCUCAGACGACGAGAAGACCGUCGAAAAGAAGCCCAUCUCGCCGCAGCCUAUUGAGGUGGAGGUGAAGGUGGCUGACAAGCCGCUCUCCUCUCUCGCCGACGAUAAGCCGGAGGUCCAGGAAGACGUUCAGAAGGAAGUCCGGAAGGUCGAGACGGAGGUCGAGAACGUAGAGAUCCCUCGCGCCGAGGUGGAUAAGAUUGAGGUACUGAAGGAGGUGCUCUCCAUGACCCCGAAGAAGGAGGUGGCCCGCAGGGAACCGGAUGCGGACGCUCUCGAGGAUGUCGUCUCGGAGAGGGUGGAGCGCAGCACCGUCCAUCGCUCCACGGAGUCCCUCUCUGGCGACGGACAGCCCCGUAUCACCGGCGAGGUCACCGGUCUGGUGGAGGUGGGUGCUCGCCGUGGCCGCCCGCCGCCGGUUGGCUCACCGCCCAGUAGUGCCGACUCUUCCUCUGACGAUCACAGGGACGGCACUGCGUCUCUGAAGCGCGCCAAGAAACGGCGUAAGCGGCGCAGCGACAGUGCGCGCAGCUCCAGCUCGGCCGAGCACGCCGCUAACGGAGAGGCGAGCUCUGACGACGAGAAGCAGCGGCCGGUGGUGCGUCUGCCCGGUACUUCGCCGGCGCUGCCUCUGAGCAGCACAGAGAUCAGCAUCGACACGUCCUCCACGGAACCUCUGAACACGAGCACGCCCGUCAAACGCUCCGGCGGCGACGAGCGCGACCGCAAGUGCGCCUCGAUGGGCGACCUGUACCGGCUGGGUCCGUCCUCACCCGACUCGCCUCCUCUCGAGCGUGCCGUCUCCCUCGAGCUUCGCAACGCCGAGCCGGACAGUCACCGGCUGGGGCGCGCCGUCGAGACCGACAUCCAGGAGCCGCAGCUGGACCUGAGCCGCGUCGGCAGGUCCGGCGGAUGGCCGACGCAGCCUAAUGGUCUUAGGAACGCCUCCAGCGCCGACGGCCGCACGCACAUAGAGGUGGUGCCGGAGGAGGCGUCUGAGCGGCGCACGCCGGCUCCCUCCUCCACGGUGGUAAUGCUGAACCAGUCGACAGAGGACGUCACGGUCAUCUCUACAGAGGCGAGCAGUAUGAGCGGCCAGUGGGUGACCGCACAGGAGGGAGACACUCUCCUCGCCGACGCCGCCACAGAUGAACGUCGCUCCUCCGUCGCGUCCAACUCGUCGCAUUCGUCGACGUCCUCCGUUCCCAUGGAGAUGGAUGAGGGCACGCAGACAGCGUCGGUUGAUAUGGAUAGCUCCGGUGUGAACUAUGUUUCUGUAUCAUCGGUGACGGUUGGCGGAGAGGAUACGCUACUGGCGUCAACUGGCGGCGCGUCCGUGGUACCACCUAGUGAAAAGUUCGAGAGUGUAACAUAUCUCUCAUCGACCGAGGUCGGUGGACCGUCCAGUCUGGUAGAAGUCGUCCAGACGGACGCCGCCAACGAAAUAGAAGCCGCGAAUGCUGAUGCUGUGAAAGACGUUGCUGAUGAGGAUGAUGACGUCAAAGAUGAUGCAGUCAAGGAAGAAGGCAAUGGUGAUGCUGUUGAAAACGAUGAUGCAAAGAGUGAUGACAGUUUCAAUGGCGUCAUCCCCGAUUCUGAGCGAAACGGUCACGAGAACAGCGAAGGGAAGCGUUCAAGGCACAGCUCAACCUCCUCGUCUUCCUCUUCCUCGUCCUCCUCAUCGAGCGAGGAGGAGGCACCGCGUCGCCGUAAAACCUUCACCAACGAGCCGCUGGAGGCCUCCCCGGAGCUGCCCGUGCGGCCGGCGCCGGCGGCUCAGCGAGCAGCCUCCGAGCCACGGGAGCCCAGCGACCCGCCGGCCGACUCUGAACAGCACCGCGUCCUGCUGCGCGGCGACAGCAAGACGCGCCUGCUGCAGACGGUGCUGGACGCCCACGAGGUGAUGGUGACGCCGCACAAGGACCGGCGCCACAGCGGUCCGCCCAGCUCUCCGCUCAGUGUCGAGGUGUCCAGUCUGAUCCCGCCGCCGGCGCGAGCACGACCGGCCGCCGGAGCGGCGGACGAGCAGCGAGUCUCGGACAGGGAGCUGAUCGAGAUCAGCGAGGACGAGCUGGACUCAGUGAUGCUCUCCCAUCGAGAGUACCUGCUGCGCCAGGCCGAGCGGCUUUCUCAGUCGCCCAAACAGGCCUCUGAGGAGGCACAGGAGACCGGCGAGACGGCCGCCCCGGGGAAGAGCCGGCCGCGCGCAGCCGUCGGCGGCGACUCGGACGGGAGUGUCACCACGACUCUAAUCAUCGGAGAGUCACGACUGUCGGGCGGCGUAACGACCACGCUGAUCGGCGGCGGUGACUCGGUCGGCCAGGAGUCGGACUCCCCGCCUCCGGACCUCCGGCCGCCCAGCCCGCAAAAAGAGACCGCCGGAGUCUCGGCCACGGACUGGGACUGAGGGACCUCCGGCAGUCAAGACAGUCAGUGGAAAGUGCGCGAAUAGACGGAUGGACGGACUCUUAGCAGCUGCGAGCUGCUCCAAUCGCAGGGCAGACUGAUUCCCGAAUUUAUCUGAUCAGCUUCAAACCCAGCCGUCUGCCACGCAUUAGAGGUGCAGAUACGAACUGGAAUGCUAUCCAGACGUUUGAAAUGCUGUCCAGAUGUCUGAAGAUUUGGACAUCUGAACGUUUGAUUGUCUGGACGUGUGGAUGUCUGGAUGUCUGGAUACGAGUAAUUGCUCACGACCAUGGUGCUCAAUCUGCGUAUAGUGCCGGCCCGGUUAUAACUAGUGUGGUGACGAACAUUGCCGGCUGCCUGACGCUGGAGGCGGUAUGUGGCGCGCUGGUGGCGAUCGGUGGCGCACUCCCACCGAUGGACUCAAUGUGGCGCACUGCAUACGGACUGAACAGAGCGGGCGAAGCUGGGCUUUGUCAGUGCAAAGUUGUAUAGUUAUAGCAAUCAGAUGUUAUCGGCAGCAUCGAUGGUGUAAUUACCAGAUAUUAUAUGACGAUUGAAUUUUCCGGAUGCCAUUGUGUCUGUAUAUCUUGUGCUUGUAGAUGUAAGACAUUGAGAAUUACUUUUCAAUUGAUGGUGCCUUCUGAUACAUAAUGUUGACAUAGGGGGGUUCGCCCCUUAUCAUCCGGGAUAUAUUACGUACCGGAAGCCCUAUUAUGAUGCAUUUUAGCUACAUCCAAGUGUUUAUUACGUAAGUUUUUAAUUAUGAAUGUUGGAACUUGUUGAAACGAAUACGGAAUACUUACGGUUCGAUCGCCUUAGUUUCCUUGUCUUCAGCAAUUGCCUAUGCAUGAGAUUAGACAGCAAUUUGUCAAUGAGCCUCAGCGAUCAUUUGCUUUCGUGUCAUGUGCCAUGAGGUGUUUGACAAUCGCUCAGAAUGUUGGGUACGACCUAGGAGAGCUGCACGUUUUUACUAUUCGCUCAGAUGCUGUCGGACGAAUAGCUUUUGUAUUACCGAUCGAAUGACCGGCCUACGAAUUUUAGGGGCGUUACGAGCGACCAGCGGGUGCUGAAACCCACGACGUCGCUUGUACUUGGUUCGACGAGCGCUCUUCAUAUUCAGACGGGUCAUGUCACUCGAACAAAGCCCCGACUAGUUAUAUCAGCGCAUAUCGUCGAUUCGGUCCAUAUGUGGGGUCAAAGCUGCUGGUUGCAAUCCAUGUUUGAUUGUAUUUACUUCAGCUGCGAAUAAACUUCGAAAUGUGUA
Messenger RNA from Amphibalanus amphitrite, 5868 nucleotides. RefSeq names its product microtubule-associated protein futsch-like. Gene Ontology annotation, molecular function: protein binding. The transcript has 8 exons. Bases 205 to 4605 code for a protein of 1466 amino acids. Gene Ontology annotation, cellular component: nucleus; cytoplasm. Lineage: Eukaryota; Metazoa; Arthropoda; Thecostraca; Balanomorpha; Balanidae. Gene Ontology annotation, biological process: regulation of RNA splicing. The record is from RefSeq and is a predicted model, not a curated record.